This is a messenger RNA of Branchiostoma belcheri (Belcher's lancelet), 4848 nucleotides long. RefSeq lists its product as uncharacterized. The transcript has 17 exons. Lineage: Eukaryota; Metazoa; Chordata; Leptocardii; Amphioxiformes; Branchiostomatidae. Bases 16 to 4752 code for a protein of 1578 amino acids. The record is from RefSeq and is a predicted model, not a curated record. Gene Ontology annotation, molecular function: GTP binding. Gene Ontology annotation, biological process: lipid metabolic process.
GCGCCAACCUCGGCCAUGCCACCUUGUCUGUCCAACAAACUCGGCAUGGACGACAUCCAGCGGGCCAUGAUGUGCUGUCAGGCCAUCUACCAGGACGGACCGGAGAAGGUCGUACAGUUUCUCAACAAACCAGAGAACCUCUGUCUGCACAACUUCGGGGAAGUCUGCGUGUCCAGGUACGGGAGACUGACCUACAUGCUGGCCGAGACGGACGAUAAGGACGAGCUGUUCAUAGCAUUUAGAGGAACACAAAGCUAUGAAGACAUACUGUCAGAUCUGUCUAUCUGGCAGGGGUCGGCUGGCACGCACGGCGAGUCUGCCAUGGGCGGGAAGUGUCACGCCGGCUUCCUGAAGUUGGCCUCCUGUUUUCCCGUCGACCCUAUUCUGCGUAAGUACGUGUAUAGUAGGGGUGCCGACGACUGCGCGCGUAUCGUUGUGUGUGGGCACAGCAUGGGAGGUGCAGUGGCUCACAUUGUCACCCUCAACAUGCUUGCCGACCUGACAAGAUGCGGUCGUGACACAAAUAAGGUCGUGUCCAUCGCUAUCGGAGCCCCGUUCUUUGGUGAUCGCGAAAUGCGCAAGUACGCAGAAAAGCACGAGUUGUCCGACAACCUCCUGACCAUAGUCAACCAGAACGACCCUGUACCGCGGUUGCUUCAGUUGGCGGAGGCAUUCCAAUGCGCUGCAGAGGUGGGAACAAAGAAGGUCCAGAGGAUCGUUAAUGGGACCUUGCCGAUUCUAAAGAUGAGUUUACAGGCACUCUCAUACAUCAGCAUCGGCGGCCAAGCUAUUGCCACCGCGGCUACAGCCUUCGCUACGGUGGACCAACUCCCGACGUACCUCGAAGACAUCAGCCAGUCGGUAAGAAGUCACAUGAAAGCGUUGGAUGACACCCUGCAGUACACCCCUCUGGGAUGGUACAUGCUCAUCACCCACUACAGACCUCCAGGCGAAGGGCAGAAGAACCAGUGGCAUGUGUCCUACAUAGAGGCUGCAGAGGACGUCCUCCAGGCCAUGGGAGAGACUUGGAAAUCGGAGUUUUCCAUGAGCAAACUAAAUGAGCACAAGAUCAGUGAAUAUGCAUCUGUCUACCCCAAGACUACAUCGCAGGGAGGUCGAACGGAAUUUCCUGUCAAGCGCGAAGCUGCAAGAGCCGGGGAAGUGGUGCAGUACAAUCCGUUUGUGUUGACCAUCGAAGCUGUCUCUUUGACUAUCAUAGGUCCCGAGGGCUCUCGAAAACAGAAGAAACUCCGAAUGAGGAUUAAUGGAAAACAUCUCGACUUCUUUGUUUUGGGGGAAACUCCUUUCACAGGAAUCCCUGCUGAUCUACAGAAGAGCAUCCAGAUGGAUGUCAAUGAUGACGAGGUUACUUUGGAGUGUGAGCUGGAAGAGGGCAUACCGUUCGAUGGCGUACCAAAGGUCCACAUCACGACACAUUUUGAUGUAACAGACAUACAGAUCGAACCGGCGAUGAUAAAGGAAGCAAGAGGCCUAACACUGUCGGAAUCUUCUGUUGACCACCUGAAACCAGCCGUCCUCGUCAAAGCUAUUAGGCAAAGUCUGUCCAAUGUCUUGCUGGCAUCAAACAGAAAGGUUGCGAUGGAGUCAAAUGUUGUAUUGAAGCUUCUAAAUCGUCUGGAUGGUCAGAGGAAAUUAGUGAGGGAAGGGAAAGACGUGGUGAGGCUUCGUGACAUAAUUCACAAAGCAAGGACACUAAACGACCUGGACACCAAAUCCUUGGACCAAGUGGCAAAGGAAAUCUUAGAAGAAUUCGGUCAAUACUUGAAAGUGGAGUACCCUUCGUCACUGUUAGAAUGGCUAACAUCCCUCAAAGGGCUGGUGACCAUUGCUUGUGUUGUUGUUGCAGGUAAUGACGGCAUGUCCUACAGAGAAUGCCGUAUUCUCUGUCGGUCAGGCUAUGACAUUUUUUUUGCCUCAGAACAAAUGCUUUGCAUAAAUGAGUUCUUGAGAUAUCACACCAAAAUUGACUUCUCUUCCCGCUCAUGGCAUUUAAUGGAUUCCCUUUAUACUCGGCAGCUGCUGCCGGUGAGGCAGGCGGUGCCGCUGCCGUUGCCGGUGCCGCUGCUGCCGGUGGUGCCGCUGCCGGCCCUGCCGGUGUUGCCGGUGCCGCUGUCGCUGCCGGUGCUUCCGGUGCCGCCGGUGGUGUCGCUGCUGCCGGUGCUGUCGGUGCGGCUGGUGCCGCUGUCGGUGCUGCUAUUUGGUACUUCAGAACUCCCAGAACCACCGAACAAGCGGGAAGUGAGCUGCGGCACCGAUGAUGGAACGGUGUAUAACUUGGAACGCGCCCUGUACAAGAAAUACAAGGGUCUCGAGUUUCUGAACAAAGAUACAGAUGAGAUAUUGAAACAUAAACCAUUCAAAGGUUCCAAGAAGCUGCAAAAUGCAACAAAAAAGUCACAGAAAGAGGCUCUGCGUCGCUGUCAGAUGGCUUGUGACCUGUUUGAGAUUCGCCAACACCUGCGAAGGUCCUGUUUCGUUGGCCUGUUUGGACCACAGAAUGCUGGUAAAUCCACGCUCAUCGAGAAGGUAUGGGAUGUAGCCGUACCGGAGAAGGGGUACAGAGUUCAUACCACAGUCCCAAGGCUUUACAAGGCAAGGGGAACGGAUAGAAUGGUGAUCAUAGACUUCCCAGGCACGACAGCAAUCGACAAACAAGUUGCCAACCUGGCUAACAGCUGCGGGGGGCUGUCGAGCAUCCUCAUCCUCGUCAUGCCGUUUCAAGGGGACGCCAGCACGGAUCACGUCACACAGCUGGAGAAAGCUCGUGUCCUGGCGGGCCGUUUUAACUGUACCAUUCUCCUUUGCAUCAGCCACUGUGGCCUGUACAAGGUAGCACUUAAGGACAAGGAGACUACAGAUGCUUACAGGGAGGACUACGUGAAGCAUCUAAACAUCGACCCCGCCAACAUCCUCUUCACGGAGCUUGUGGACAGCGCUGAUGACUUAGAGAGCAGAGGUAUAGUAGGGCCAGAAGGGGUGAGGAAUUUGUUGAAAGAUUGGCUGAUCAAAUAUGAUGUGUUCGAAGACGAUGUAGGUGUCUGCAAUGGUGCUUUAGAUCUCUCUGAUCUUACAAUGACCAGGAAGGCGUCCUUCGCCAGUGAUUCGCCUCCAGAAAUCCCUGCGCUUUCUGCCAAUCACCUCACCAAAAUGUCUACCGCCCUCUCCCCGACAGGGGGAGAACUGCAGCCCGUGCCUCUGGAUGCAGAUGCUCAAGAGGACAGUCAUGAUAUCAAAACCUUGGCACUGUCUCCAGACGACGUAUCGGCAACCAAAAGGCGGAUCAUAAUCAACCUCCUCGUUCAGUGUUUCGGCUUCCUUCUCCUCUUCACUGCGUACCAGUCGCUGCAGAACCUCCAGAGCAGCAUCAACAGAGCCCGCAACCUCGGCCUGACAUCUCUCGCCGUCAUCUACGGAACCCUCAUCCCCGCCGGCCCGUUCCUCGCUCCCGUAGCCAUGCGGUACCUGGGACUGAAGUGGACCAUCACCGGGUCCAUGGUCACGUAUAUGAUCUUCACUAUUGCGAACUACUGGUCCGAGUUUUACACCGUGAUUCCCGCAUCAAUUCUCCUCGGGGUGGGGGCAGCCUGCCUUUGGGCCGCCAACGGGGCGUACCUGACACGGCUGGCUACCCGCUACGCUGCGGUGACUGGUCAGGACAAGGCAGCCGCUAUCUCCAUGUUCUUCGGUAUCUUCUUCUGCAUCUUCCAGACGUCUCAGGUCUGGGGGAACCUGAUCUCCUCCCUCGUCCUGCAGCAAGGAGCGGCGGACCAGGGCGCUCCAUCCGCGGCUAACGUCUCGUCCUGCGGCGCGGCCAACUGUCCUGGGGGCGGCGGGGGAAACCUCGUCAUACCGCCCUACAGUCUGCGCGUGACUCUCAUCAGCAUCUACCUGGCCUGCGGUAUCCUAGCUGUACUACUGAUGGCUCUGUUUGCCGAUAAGGAGGCGGGGAAGGGACUCUUCUCGUGCUUGAAGACAUGCAAACCGUGCGGAGGAGGCGACGAUCCAUCACAUACACACGAUGGGCAGGCUGGUGGCAGUGAGGAUGGUGAAGAUGAGACGUCACCUGACUGCAGACAUCUCUGUGAGAGGUUCCUGGCUGCGUGGAAGUUCAUGUUUCGGGAGAAGAGGAUGAUGCUGCUCAUCCCGCUCAUCAUGUACGGCACCAUGGAACAGGGUGUUAAUGUCGCCAUCUUUACACAGGCGUUUGUGGGCUGUACCCUGGGUAUCCACUGGAUCGGCUGGGUCAUGAUCUGUUUCGGCGUGUGUGACGCCAUCAGUGCGCUCCUGGUGGGCAGGCUGAGGAAAUGGAUACCAAGACAGGUCCUUUUCGGUACAGCCGCCGUGCUGAACCUGGCCCUGAUGAUUGAGAUGUUGACGGUGAAACCGCACCCUUCCCUGACCGUCCUGUUCUUCGUGCACGCCGGGCUGUGGGGUGUGGCGGACGGCAUCUGGCAGACACAGAUCAACUCCCUGUACGGCGUGCUGUUCCCGGGACAACAGGAGGUCGCCUUCCCCAUGGACGGUUUCUGGGGCGCCGUCAGUUACACCAUCUCAUUUGCAUACGGUGGGUACCUCUGCGCUGACGUCAAGAUCGGCAUCCUCCUGGCCCUGCUCAUCGUCUCCAUGGCAACGUACGGCGUUGUGGAACUGAUGGAGAAGAGAAGGUCGAAGGAGGAUGGAGAGACAGCCGGAGACGCUACAGAGGUUGAGAAAAAUACGGCACACGACUGAGAAGGAUUUCCGACUUUGUCUCCAAUGUAAAUAGAUCAACUGAAUGACCUUGGGGUCAAAAAUGAGCAUAGCUACCUACGUGUGACAUUGUUUGUA